Molecule: messenger RNA, 2416 nt
Organism: Xiphias gladius (swordfish)
Lineage: Eukaryota; Metazoa; Chordata; Actinopteri; Istiophoriformes; Xiphiidae
Gene: ppm1kb
Product: protein phosphatase, Mg2+/Mn2+ dependent 1Kb
Exons: 7
Coding region: 123-1271 (382 amino acids)
Biological process (GO): protein dephosphorylation
Molecular function (GO): cation binding; protein serine/threonine phosphatase activity
Source: RefSeq, a predicted model, not a curated record
GGAGGUGGCGGUGGUGGUGGUGGUUUUCAUUCAGUUAUUAGCGAGUUAUUUUCAAGAAAUCGGCAGAGGAUUAAAGCAUACGAAUACAAUUAAAAAGUCCAAGUGUUCGUGCUGUCAGGGUGAUGUCAGCAGCCUGUCUCGCGCGCCUGGCAAGGUGCAGUGGUCCUUAUGUGGGUCGCACUGGUCUUUUUCAGACGACUCUAGUCCAACUCCCGUUGCAGCAGGACAGCCACCUCCAGUUCACAGUCUUUCAGAGACAACUUUACACCCCUUCAGAACCGCGACACAGCAACACACGCUUUGAUGCAGACAGCAGUGGCCAGCCAACCACUUGGGAUUCAUUUGGCAUCUGGGACAAUCGUAUUGAUGAGCCCAUCCUGCUGCCUCCCAGCAUUCGCUAUGGCAAGCCCAUUCCUAAAGUCAGCUUAUCAAAGGUGGGCUGUGCCUCGCUCAUUGGUCAACGCAAGGAGAAUGAAGACCGCUUCCAGGUCUCGCAAAUGACUGACAGCAUCCUCUACUUUGCUGUUUUUGAUGGGCAUGGUGGACCAGAAGCAGCUGACUUUUGUGAAAAAUACAUGGAGAAAUUCAUCAAGGACCUUGUGGCGGAGGAGUCCAAUCUGGAAAUAGUUUUAACAAAAGCCUUCCUUGAAGUAGACAAAGCUCUUGCAAAGCACUUACGCUUCUCUCCAAAUGUACCCGGGAUGAACGCAGGAACCACCGCCACUGUGGCCCUGCUGAGGGACAGCAUUGAGUUGGUGGUGGGCAGUGUGGGUGACAGCCGCGCCAUGCUGUGCCGCAAGGGCAAGGUCCUUAAACUGACUGUCGACCACACUCCUGAGAGGAAGGACGAGAAAGAGAGGAUUAAAAGGAGUGGGGGUUUUAUUACCUGGAAUAGUCUGGGACAGCCAAACGUCAACGGCAGGUUGGCGAUGACACGCAGCAUUGGAGACUUUGACCUGAAGAACAUGGGCGUCAUUGCCGAGCCUGAGACCAAGAGAAUAUUGUUGCACCACGCCCACGACACGUUCCUGGCGCUGACCACAGACGGCAUUAACUUCAUUAUGAACAGCCAGGAGAUCUGCAAUGUCAUCAACCAGUGCCACGACCCCAAAGAGGCAUCUCAGAGAAUAUCUGACCAGGCUCUUCACUAUGGCUCAGAGGACAACAGCACAAUUAUCGUGGUGCCCUUUGGUGCUUGGGGGAAGCACAAGAGUUCGGACACAAGUUUCUCCUUCAGCAGAAGUUUUGUGUCCAGUGGUCGCUGGGCGUAGUCGGCGGGAUGUCAGAUCCACCGGUGUGGUCUGCGGACCUAAUUAAUGUGUGCAAUACAAUCGGGUGCCCUUGAGGAAACGUAAAGAGUGAGGUUUGCCCAAACAAUUAUACCUAAGGGUUACAACAUGGUAUUUAGAGUAGCAUGAUACUCUGUGAAGUAAAAGGUGUUGAAUCCAUGAUGUGCACUAAAUUAAAAACAUCCUCUUUAUACAAGGUUUUAUCUACUAGCAAGCCAAUGACCUUAUAGGUGCUAAAAGUUGAGAGGUGUUUGAAUGGCAGACAGGAAUUCAUGAUGAAAAGGUUUGGCUUAGCAAUUAUGUAGCCUGCUCUACAUUAGCCAAGAUAUUGCGACUAGCAUUCCUGACUGUUUACCAUUCAGAUACAUUUUCAUCUAUUAAGCUGUUCAUAAUGUCCAAGUUUGCACUUUCUUUGUUUUCAAGGUUAACUUAACUUGGAUAAGUUGCAUCUUCGAGACAAUAGUGCAUUUUGAUUUUACCAGUUGUUUUAAGUCUACAGUCUCUACUUCUGGACCACUUCUCAAUGUUAAUGUUAGGUUUACAUGCAUAGAAGAGAGUGGGGAAAUAUUCUAAUUGGACUGCAUUACUUUUUUCGGUUAAUUGGAAUUCACCGAACCCUUGUGUGAGAAUAUAAAAUGUACUUAAAUCUACAUACACGUAAAACCUCACAACUUCUGGAGCAACUGGAAUAUAAUUAUCAUUAGCAAAAUAAGUCAGAAAAAGGUCUUUGAUGACAAUGUCGAUUGUGGAGGUCUUAUGGCUUAAAGCAUCUAAAUUAGAUAUAUACAGAAAUAUUUACAGUUCGGCUUUGAGAAUGCUUUUGUCCUGGUAAUUUUAAUACAGCUAUUGCUCUUCUAGACGUACCUCCAUUUCUAAGCACUUCCCCACAAACAAGGUUCUACACGCAUUGUUUUCUUUGUACUAAUAAUACUUGGGCCCACUAAAGCACCUCUGGAAAAACACCAAUGCCAGUUUCCACAAUCGUGGGGCCUCGGGAGAAAACAAACAAAGCCCUGAAUGUUCAGUGAUGUGGUGCGUUAGUGGGCUGUGUGAAUGGAGCUGCUAAAUGCUGUUUGUAUGAAUAGCAUUUCAGUGGCUGAAGCUGACAUAUAUAUAUAUAUAUAUAU